This is a messenger RNA of Heteronotia binoei (common prickly gecko), 1275 nucleotides long. RefSeq names its product activity regulated cytoskeleton associated protein (gene ARC). NCBI's taxonomy places the organism in Eukaryota, Metazoa, Chordata, Lepidosauria, Squamata, Gekkonidae. Gene Ontology annotation, biological process: modulation of chemical synaptic transmission; positive regulation of AMPA receptor activity. The record is from RefSeq and is a predicted model, not a curated record. The transcript has a single exon. Gene Ontology annotation, molecular function: mRNA binding. The coding region runs from base 52 to 1275 and encodes 407 amino acids.
GGUAGUCUCCAAGGGGCGUCAAGGCCAGGUUUUGUCUGUAGUAGCUCAGCCAUGCAGUUGGAUAACGUCAACCCCGGGAACCUCCACUCUUUCCAGGGCCACCGCGGAGUGGCCAACAAGCCCAAUGUCAUCCUCCAGAUAGGCAAGUGCAGGGCUGAGAUGUUAGACCAUGUCAGGAGAACCCACCGGCACCUCCUGACCGAGGUGUCCAAACAGGUGGAGCGGGAGCUGAAGGGCUUGCAGAAAUCGGUGGGGAAGCUCGAGAACAACCUGGAGGACCACGUCCCCUCCGCGGUUGAGAACCAGAGAUGGAAGAAGUCCAUCAAGGCAUGUCUGUCUAGGUGCCAGGAGACCAUAGCUCACUUGGAGAGGUGGGUCAAGAGGGAAAUGAAUGUCUGGAAGGAGGUCUUUUUCCGCCUGGAGAAAUGGGCCGACCGCUUGGAGUCUGGAGGGGGGAAAUACUGCCAUGGGGAGAACACCAGGCAGACGGUCUCUGUCGGGGUUGGAGGCCCAGAGGUCAGGCCUAGCGAAGGAGAGAUUUAUGAUUAUGCCCUAGACAUGAGCCAGAUGUAUGCCCUGACUCCGCCUCCAUCCGUAGAUGUCUCUGUUGUGCCUAACCCCCACGACUCCUACCAGUGGAUCACUGUCCCAGAGGACACCCCACCUUCCCCGGUGGAGACCCAGGUUUUCGAAGACCCAAGAGAGUUCCUGACUCACUUGGAAGAUUAUUUGAAACAGGUCGGGGGGACUGAGGAGUAUUGGCUCUCUCAGAUCCAAAACCACAUGAAUGGCCCCGCCAAGAAAUGGUGGGAGUAUAAACAGGACUCGGUCAAGAACUGGCUGGAGUUCAAGAAAGAGUUCCUGCAAUAUAGCGAGGGCACCUUGACCCGGGAUGCCAUCAAACAAGAGCUAGAUCUGCCCCAGAAAGAAGGAGAGCCACUAGACCAGUUCCUCUGGCGAAAGAGGGACCUGUACCAGACCCUAUAUGUCGAUGCCGACGAGGAGGAAGUCAUCCAGUAUGUUGUAGGCACCCUCCAACCCAAGCUGAAGCGCUUCCUUAGCCACCCUUACCCCAAAACUUUAGAACAGCUGAUCCAGAGAGGCAAGGAAGUGGAGGGCAACUUAGAUAAUUCGGAGGAGCCCAGCCCCCAGAGAACUCCCGAGCGCCAACUUUGUGGCUCGGUAGAAAGCUUGCCUCCAUCAUCUACCGUCAGCCCUGUUGCUAGCGACGGGACCCAGCCCGAAAUUUCUCCUCUUCCGGCCACCGUGAUAUGA